AUGUUACCGACUCCCGCACCUUCCUCGCCACCCUCAUCUCCUAUAUUGGGAACACAGCCCGCGGUGACAGCUGAGGAUCAUGAUAUUGAUUAUCCCGUUCCUCCACAAAAUGUGGACAGUGCACCUUUUUAUGUGCUAUCUGCACUGUUUGACAAGCUACAGAAUGAACGGAAACCGGAGAAGAGGAGAAAGUUGCUUAAUUCAUGGUUCAAUCAUUGGAGGGCUGAGAAAGGGUUUGACUUAUAUCCCGUGUUGCGGUUAAUACUUCCCCAGAAAGAUCGCGAACGAGCUGUCUAUGGCCUGAAAGAGAAGAACCUAGCGAAGACGUAUAUCAAGAUCAUUCCUCUUGGUAUGAGAGACCCAGACGCGAUUCGCCUUCUGAACUGGAAGAGGCCUACUGAGAGAGACAAAGUAUCUGGUGACUUUCCAACUGUUUUGUACGAAGUCAUCAGCAAACGUUCCUCCGUCAUCGAGGGCUCGUUGAGUAUCGAUGAAGUCAACGAAGCCCUCGACCAACUCUCUAGAAAUAUGGGUAAACAUGACAUACAGACAAGAGUUCUUCAGCGCAUUUACAACAGGAGCACACCAGAGGAACAACGCUGGAUUGCCCGCAUCAUUCUCAAAGAUAUGAUUAUCUCAGUGAAGGAGACCACAGUUUUCUCUGUCUUUCAUCCAGAUGCACAUGACCUCUUCAAUACCUGCUCGGACCUGAAGAAGAUCGCCUGGGAGCUUUGGGAUCCGCAUAGGAGGUUGAACGAAGAAGACAAAGCCGUCCAGCUGUUCCGUGCAUUUGCCCCGAUGCUGUGCAAGCGGCCAACACGAAAGAUUGAAGACUCGGUCAAAGAAAUGCAAGGUGGAACUUUCAUAAUAGAAGAAAAAAUGGACGGCGAACGCAUGCAAUUGCAUAAGCGCGGUAACGAGUACUUUUAUUGCUCAAGGAAGGGCAAGGACUACACCUAUCUCUAUGGGAAGCAUGUAGGGACGGGGAGUCUGACGCCAUUCAUAGACGCUGCUUUUGACCCACGGGUUGAUGAGAUCAUCUUGGACGGAGAAAUGUUAGUAUGGGAUCCCGUUGUCGAGAGAAACCUCCCGUUUGGUACACUGAAGACAGCAGCCCUCAACAAAUCCAAGAAGGAUUAUAAUCCACGGCCAUGCUUCAAGGUGUUUGACCUCCUUUACCUCAACGGCCUCUCGCUGCUGCACAAAUCCUUGAAGUUCCGCAAACGGAACCUGCGCGCGUGCCUCGCAGAGGUGAAAGGCCGAAUCGAGUACGCGGUGGAGUUCGAGGGCUGCACUGCCAAGGAUGUGCGCGACCGCAUGGAUGAGAUCAUGGCUUCCCGAGGCGAGGGGCUUGUACUGAAGCAUCCAGAAUCGGAGUAUGUGUUGAACGGGCGUAAUAGGGACUGGAUCAAGGUCAAGCCAGAGUACAUGGACAACAUGGGUGAAACGGUCGAUGUGCUCGUCGUGGCUGGUAACUAUGGCACGGGAAGACGUUCCGGGGGCGUGUCGACUCUUAUUUGUGCAGUCUUGGACGACCGGCGUCCUCCUGAGGACGACGAACCUAAAUACAGCACUUUCGUGCGAAUAGGCUCAGGUCUAUCGUACGCCGACUACAUAUGGAUGAGGCAGAAACCUUGGAAGGUUUGGGACGAGAAGAAUCCGCCCAGCUUCCUGCAGGCAUCGAGUAAGGGACAUGAAGACAAGGGCGAUAUCUAUCUCGAGCCAGAGGACUCGUUCAUCGUCAAAGUGAAGGCGGCAGAAAUCGUCAGCUCAGAACUCUACCACAUGGGGUUGACAAUGAGAUUCCCUCGGGCGCUGACGAUACGUGAUGAUCUGAGCAUUGCUGACUGUAUGACUGCGUCCGCUAUCCUUGAGGGUGUAAGGUCAGAGAAAAAGAGAAAAAUGGAUACGGAUGACGGGAAGCCGAAGAAGAAAGCCAGGCGAACUGCGAAGAAGCCUGCCCUUCUCCGAGAAUAUCAAGGAGGUAAGAUGACCGAUGUAAAGAUUGAAAGCGAUCUCUUCGAGGGUAUGAAGUUCAUGGUGGCCUCCGAUCCCAAGUCACAGGCAGGCGAGCAGGACAAGAAGGAGCUGCUGACGCUAAUACAUGCGAAUGGCGGCAAGUAUGUGCAUAUUGCUAAUAGUGAUCCAAACAUGCUUGUUGUCUAUGGAGGAACAACGACUCCGUACGACAUCAAGUUGAUCAUGAACAAGGGCAUCUGCGACAUCAUCAAACCGCGCUGGAUCACGGACUGCAUUGCGAAGAAAGAUUUGGUUCCCCUCCGGAAGAAAUAUUUCUUUCAUGCCACCGAAGUGCGUAAACUGAGUGAGGAGUACGGGAUGGAGGAUGAAAGUGAAGACGAACAUAUCGCUGUGCCCAUCGCCAGCCCAACCCCUGAAGCCUCUACUGCUGCAGAGGGGAAGGAGCUAGAGGAUGUCGAUCCCGCAAUGGCAGAGUGGUUCAAGGUGGACGAGAAAUUGCUGGAAAAGCAGGAAACAGCGACACUUGAUGAUGGGAGCGAAACUGAACCAGAUUCUGAUAAUGAGGAUGUUCGGUGGAACGAAGACGCUGUCGCGGAAGAACUGGACGAUGAUUGGUUCAACGUCAAGUCCGCAGACGCAGCCGAGCCUACGUCCCAGACUGCUUCUAGCUCUCAAGGCGAGGAGAAUGCUUUACAGGACGACCCCAAAGACAGCAUUCAAAUGGGGGAGGAUGACAGCAUGGAGUAUGAUCAGUAUCUCAUUUUUAAGCACUUAUGCUUCUACCUCGAUUCACCGGCAAAUGCGAAAAAACACGGCAUGAUUGUCAAAUCCAAGCACGAGGAUGACAUCGGUAGAAACUUUGACUCACUAUCGAAGAUUCUUAAGGAGAAUGGCGGCCGUGUUGUUGACCUGGACGAGCCGAAGCUGACCCAUGUGGUCGUCGACAAGCGCGAUACGAGUCGGCGGGUGGAACUCAUCAAGCGAACAUCGAAACCCAAGCGACGUAAUCUUGUCAUAUCCGAGUUCAUUCAAGCUUGCCUAGAUGAAGGGACUCUACUGGACGAGGACGAAUUUGCGCCUUGA
Sparassis crispa is the source of this 3063-nucleotide messenger RNA. RefSeq names its product DNA ligase 4. Gene Ontology annotation, cellular component: DNA ligase IV complex. The record is from RefSeq and is a predicted model, not a curated record. Gene Ontology annotation, molecular function: DNA ligase (ATP) activity; ATP binding; DNA binding. Bases 1 to 3063 code for a protein of 1020 amino acids. NCBI's taxonomy places the organism in Eukaryota, Fungi, Basidiomycota, Agaricomycetes, Polyporales, Sparassidaceae. Gene Ontology annotation, biological process: DNA recombination; DNA biosynthetic process; double-strand break repair via nonhomologous end joining. The transcript has 30 exons.